AUGAUAACAGCAAAAGGAGACGAAGGCUCUGUGAGAACCCCGUCGUGUGACUCUCAAGUUUCAUCGGCUUUUUCGACUACUGAAAGUGCACGCACACCAGUGUUUGACUCGCCUGCA
This is a messenger RNA of Anisakis simplex (herring worm), 117 nucleotides long. The record is from the annotation of a GenBank genome assembly. NCBI's taxonomy places the organism in Eukaryota, Metazoa, Nematoda, Chromadorea, Rhabditida, Anisakidae.